This is a messenger RNA of Gaeumannomyces tritici R3-111a-1, 2280 nucleotides long. RefSeq lists its product as hypothetical. Gene Ontology annotation, molecular function: tRNA binding; sulfurtransferase activity. The coding region runs from base 436 to 1614 and encodes 392 amino acids. The record is from RefSeq and is a predicted model, not a curated record. NCBI's taxonomy places the organism in Eukaryota, Fungi, Ascomycota, Sordariomycetes, Magnaporthales, Magnaporthaceae. Gene Ontology annotation, biological process: tRNA wobble position uridine thiolation. The transcript has 2 exons. Gene Ontology annotation, cellular component: cytosol.
AGGCAGCUGUGAAACACCGCCCCAGCACCCCAGCUCCGACAGUUCGAUGUCGGGGCACAGCCUGCCCCUGGAUCUGCUGCUAUUCCGCCACGGGGCAGCUUGCCAUGACUUGCUCGUUACCACUUGCCUUUCCGGGCAUCUGUCGGCUGGAGGACGGCAUGUUGUCACUGCCACCACCUGGGAAGGCGUAGAUCGAGAGGUUUGGUACCUUGGAUGAAUGGGAUGAAUCGCGCUUUGGGUGGACACCACCAGCGCAAAAAAUAUUUCGAUGCAUAACCAAAAUUUCCGUAAUGUAAGCAGAUCCCUCACUCUCGUUGAUUAUGCCCGCCAAAUUCGGCAUAAUCGACAUCGAAAGAAUGCACGACCAAGAUUGAAGAAACAAAUACAACAACAAACAAACAACCAACCCUCUUGCAGAUAGAAGCCGUCGCCACAAUGGGUGUCGAGGCCCAAGAGCCAGGCAGCGCUGCUAGGCUCUGUCUGAGAUGCAAGGAGCAAAAUGCUCUCUACGAAAUCCGCUCAGAGCCUGCCUGUGGAGCAUGCUUUGCCGCCUUCGUUAGGGUCAAGGUGGCCAAGAGAUUCGAGGUGGUGGAUCGGGAGAGCCGGAGCAAGGUCGGUCGGGGGACGGCGCACUAUCUCAUCGGCCUGUCCUUGGGCCCGUCCUCGUCCGCCAUGGUGAACAUAUUCGACGAGCUGGACGAGCGGUCCUCCAAGAAGCAACGGCCCGUGUCGUCGAGCUUCCGUAUCGUCCACGUCGACACGUCUCUCGUCGACCCCCCGUCCACUAGUCCAUCCCGGCAACUGGGUCGUUGGGAGGCCGCUUACCCUCGCUUCACCUUUGAGACCGUGCCUCUUACCGCGGCCUUCUCUCUGCCCAGCAUCGACUGGCAUUCCUUGCCCCGCCUAAACCCCGAUCUCCCGCCCGACGCACGGCUCCGCGACCUGUUUGACAGGUUGCCGUCGUCAACGUCCAGGGCAGAUGCUACCCGGCUUUUUGUACGACACAUCCUGAUAUCAGCGGCUGCAGCCCACGGCUGCUGCGCGCUGCUUUUGGGGAACAACACCACGUCUCUGGCAGCCUUGACGCUCGCCGAGACGGCAAAGGGACGUGGGUUCUCCCUGCCCUGGCUGACGAACGACGGCGCCCAUCCUGUGAUGGCCCCGAAUUCUGGCCAGGAUCGGGAGGAGGCCGCGACCACCAGCCAAGUCGUUCAUUUCCCCUUGCGCGAACUGUACCGCAAGGAGCUCGUCACCUACGCGGGGCUUGUGGAGAUGGGCAAAGACAAAGACCUCAGAAUCUACGGCUAUGAGCGCUCGUCCGGCUCCAUCGUGUCACACAAGGAUCAAAGCAUAGACGAUGUCAUGGCUCGGUACUUUGAAGAUAUCGAACUGAGCUACCCAUCCGUCGUCGCGAAUGUCGUCAGGACUACAGCCAAGCUUUCGAGGGGUGAGCCCCGCCAGCCCUGCGGGCUCUGCGGGGCAGCCAUCGACCUGACUGGGAAUCAGACGUGGAAAGGCGAAAUGGGUGAUGUCACGACGGAUAUUUCAUCCUCGGCCUCGGCCCGGCCUGACCAUAAGCUUUGCUAUGGUUGUGAUAGGUCUAUAAAUGGCUGAUAUGUGCCGAGCAAAAAAAAGGGAAGAAAACGCUUUGGAGCGCCCUUUUGGAUUAAACUUUUGAUACGCCAUCCCUCCUAUCCAACGCCAGUAAUGCGUGCCUAGCGAAGGCACGGUGAACGAAACCUUGCAGGAUGGUAUAUGGAAAGCCGGAAUAUGCCGUGGGAUGUCAUCACAUCGAGGUGCGGCGUAUAUACUGCAUUCCUCGCACCGUCUGGGUCGCCCUAUCAAGGGUAUCGAAAAACGAUGGUGGUUGGCACGAGGCUAUGAGCUCUUGAGCUCCUCUUGCGGAAGUAUACGCGCCUCCAACCUUCUCAUCAACUUGUUGGUCUGUUCCGCCAAGCUGAGUGUGAGGAUGGUGUGUGGUAGGAUUCGCGCCAGAUGUGGCAGGAAACCCUUGUAAAUGGCAAAAACGCCCUCUGUCUUGACAGUUUUUGCAAAACAGUCAAAUACGCCACUGUAGAGGUUGCCCGUUUGGUUGUACAGGCGAGACAUGAUGGUGUCUGCGGUGGGGAAGGGGGCUAGUCAGAAGGCUGGCGUUUUUUUUUUUUUUUCGUUUGUUCGACCAAGCCGCCGGCUUGUUGAGACUCACCAGGGGGAUGCAUCACGCAGCACACAACAAACCCGCUGGCCGUACUGCUGGCGAGAUGAAGCGCCGGUCCUUCC